CGUCUCAGUCGUCAGCAUGGAACGUUGGCGCAACAAAGUGGCCGUGGUGAGCGGCGCCAGCGCUGGCAUCGGUGCCGCCUCUGCCCGCGCCUUGGUCGGUGCCGGUCUGUUGGUUGUGGGUCUGGCCAGACGCCAGGAUCGAAUCGAGCAGCUGCGCGCCCAGCUGCCGGUGUCGCAGCAACGGCGCCUGCACGCUAUCCAAUGCGAUAUAAGACACGAAUCGCAAGUGCUGCAGGCAUUCGAGUGGACCAAGCGACAGCUGGGCGGCGUACAUGUGCUGGUCAGCAAUGCGGGCAUCAUGGCCACCACGGAGCUGAGCGGUGCUGGCAAUACGCAACCGAUACGCGACACCAUCGAGACGAACAUAAUGGGCAGUGUCUAUUGCGUACGCGAGGCAUUUCAGGCGAUGCGGCAGGAUGAGCAGCAGCCGGGCCAUGUGAUCAUUGUUAACAGCGUGGCGGGUCAGCAGGUGCCAAAUCUGGGCGCACAGCUGCCCUCGCUGAACAUCUAUCCGGCGAGCAAGUUUGCUUUGCGCGCCAUGCAGGAGAUCUAUCGGCAGGAGUUCCAGCGUCACAAGACCCAAGUCCGCGUCUCGACCAUCAGUCCAGGCAUUGUCGACACGGACAUCUUGCCCGAGCAGCUGCAGGGCGUCAUCAAGCAGCACAUGCCCAUGCUGCGCGCCGAGGAUGUCGCCGAUGCCAUACUCUGGACCAUUGGCACGCCAGCCAAUGUGCAGGUGCAAAACAUCACCAUCAAGCCGCAGGGUGAAAAGUUUUAGGCGCAGUUCGCAUUUGACUUUAUGCAUAUAGAAACAUUAUAUUGAUGAACCAAAUAUAUACACUAAUCACGGCA
Drosophila montana is the source of this 852-nucleotide messenger RNA. RefSeq names its product farnesol dehydrogenase. Bases 17 to 778 code for a protein of 253 amino acids. Lineage: Eukaryota; Metazoa; Arthropoda; Insecta; Diptera; Drosophilidae. The record is from RefSeq and is a predicted model, not a curated record. Gene Ontology annotation, molecular function: oxidoreductase activity. The transcript has 3 exons.